Betta splendens (Siamese fighting fish) is the source of this 1562-nucleotide messenger RNA. It is a transcript of the gene ube2v1, whose product is annotated as ubiquitin-conjugating enzyme E2 variant 1. Gene Ontology annotation, biological process: protein K63-linked ubiquitination; DNA damage tolerance. The transcript is spliced from 4 exons. The record is from RefSeq and is a predicted model, not a curated record. Bases 134 to 577 code for a protein of 147 amino acids. Lineage: Eukaryota; Metazoa; Chordata; Actinopteri; Anabantiformes; Osphronemidae. Gene Ontology annotation, cellular component: nucleus.
CUGCUGCUGCCCUCCGUCCCAGCUGGCAGCGACAGGCCGCCUUUUUGUUUGUCACUGCAGAGAAAAGCCCGAAGAAGAAUAAGCAGCACAAGCAGAGCACUGGAGAAAGCGCUUCCGUAAAGCAGAGACAAAGAUGGCGGUUGCCGCCGGAUCAGGUGUUGUAGUUCCUCGCAGCUUCCGGCUGCUGGAGGAACUCGAGGAGGGUCAGAAGGGAGGUGGUGAUGGUACAGUAAGCUGGGGCCUUGCAGAAGACAAUGACAUGACGCUAACCCACUGGACAGCAAUGAUUAUUGGCCCUGCCAAGACAGUCUACGAAGGCAGGAUAUACAGUCUGAAAAUAGAAUGUGGACCCAGGUAUCCAGAUUACCCCCCUUAUGUCCGCUUUGUGAACAAGAUCAACCUGAACGGUGUACACAGUUCAAAUGGUGUGGUGGACCUAAAGGUUGUGACGUCGCUGUCUCGAUGGAAAAACUCCUACACUAUUCGAACAGUGCUGCAGGAGCUUAGGCAGCACAUGAUGAUGAAAGAGAACAACCGGCUCUCCCAGCCGCCUGAAGGCCAGGUCUAUGGCAACUGAGCCCCCCCCACACACACACACACACAUUCAUAAAUACCUUCCUAAACACUUCACACUGACAUUCAAACUAUACAAACACCCUGUUAUAAAAGACUUUAAACUCCCACUUCCCAUCAGACAGAGAGAUUGAUGCACAGGGGAACUCUCCCAACACAGCACCCCUUUACACAGUAAAGUUCUCGCGUGGACCAGACAUUCUAAAAAACAUAAUUCACAUGUAAUGUUAUUUUUCUAUUAUCUUGUGUUCUACAUGCAGAUUGUAAAAUGACAAGCAUCCUGUACCAAUAAGUGUAUGUAAGUGUGCACGCUUAUGUCAUGAUGACGUUGUGUCCCUGAUGUGGAUAUAUUCAUUUAACAAAUACACUAAAACCACAGUGAAUUAUCCCAAACACAUGUUUAUUGUUUACAUGUAACAUAUUUUGCAUUGGGAGCAAUUGACAGAUUUCCCCUAAAAAGAAAAUAAUGACUCCCAGCAGCUGCCUCUCCCAGUAGGUACUGUACUUAGGUCCCUCAGCUUGUGCAGUUCCCAAGGGUCUGAAUUUAAAGAAGCUUCCCUUAAAUAGCACGUUAGGUACGAGGGAAUAACCAUAGAGAUGGAUGUAUCAAUGUAUGCCUCAUCACAUAUGUUCUCAGAUCUGUCCUCUGUGCCAUAUGGUUCUUAGCGCUUUGAUUAUUAGCACCUAGUGGGAGAGGGUGCAGGGGGCCACUGGUCUGUCACUCGUUAGAGAACAUAGUUUUCAGGAUCACCACUGUACUGUAACCUGUGUGGAGCAGGACAAGCUGUGAUUUUUUUUUUCUUGGGUUCUUUCUUUAGUCUCUGGGCUGACCUGUGUAUACUCCAUGGAAAUGUCUCCCUUAUACAGCGAAUGCCCAGCGGACGCAGUGUACGCCUUUGGAUGUUUAUUUUAUAAUGGGUUGAAUCUAAUCAAGGUGAUGGUGACCUGUUGCAUGGUUUUAUUUGAAUUAAACAUUAUUACUUUUGCAA